AUGUUCGACUCGGAGACGUCGCAGAUGCUCACAGCGAGUAUCUUUGGUCUCAGCACGCUGCUGAGCUCGUAUCAGAUCUACAAUGUGGACAAGCGCGUCCAGGAGGACAACUUGCAACAUCUUGCUCUAUUUACGGAAUAUGGACGGAUGGCGCUGUUUGGAGAUGCCACGUCGUCGACGUCCCUGAGUGACAAACAGCAAGCGCUGCAACGUGCCGCGUCGCUAUCGGAUCGCAAUUUGGAAAAAUCGUCGUCCACAGUGAGUGACAAGGGCGAGGAGAAGAAGGAAGAGAACGACGACAAAGAAGACGAGGACGAUGCCAGUGUCCCGCAACGUCCUCGUCCGUUCCAACGUCUCGACUUUUUGGUGCGAGACUGGCAGGAUUUCUCUCGAAACCAGAGUCUGGCCGAGAAACGAGAAGAUAUGGAACAAUACAUGGUCGAGCUGCUGUCGUCCCGUAAACAAAAAGACCUGGCGGAUACCCGUGAACAGAUCAGCUCGUGCUUUGAGAAAGUGGCGUGUUUCCUGCUGCCCCACCCUGGCCACGCAGUGACCGAGCGCGAGUACGACGGAUCGGUCGAGGCCAUUGACAGCCGCUUCUUGGAGCUGCUGACCGCCUACCUGGACGAUCUCUUCGACCCGGUUAACUUGUUCCCCAAGAAGAUCCACGGGGUCGCGGUGACCUCGCGGGAGCUCUACACGUAUAUUAAGACGUACGCUGGACUCUUCCGUGAAGCCUCCAUUUUCCCCGAGGCCAAGACGUUGCUGGAAGCCACAGCUGAAGCCAACAACGUCAACCAACGAGACAAGGCUCUGCUCAGGUACAAGCGAGAGAUGGAGACGAUUGCGGGCUCCAAGUGUCAGUACGUGCCCGUACAGCAGCUGGAGGCGCACCACAAGGCCUGCUUGCAAGGAGCCAUGGACGUCUUUGACGAUGGGGCUCGUAUGGGUCGACGUAGUGAGAUCCUGCGCUAUCGCCAUGAAGUUGCCGAGCAGAUUGAGAAGGAACGUCACCGUUAUCUGGAGAUUAAUGCCGAGCGCGACCCGUACAAGAACCUGGAGUUCUAUUUGAUCCCUGGCUGCCUGGCACUGGCGUUGCUCGUGUUCCGCAUCUCGCAAGACUUGUUCUGCUACGAGAGCAUCGGAUACGAUAUCCCACUCUACGACUGCAAGUACUGA
This is a messenger RNA of Phytophthora infestans T30-4, 1179 nucleotides long. RefSeq names its product atlastin-like protein. The record is from RefSeq and is a predicted model, not a curated record. The transcript has 3 exons. Bases 1 to 1179 code for a protein of 392 amino acids. Gene Ontology annotation, molecular function: GTP binding; GTPase activity. Lineage: Eukaryota; Oomycota; Peronosporomycetes; Peronosporales; Peronosporaceae.